This is a messenger RNA of Eufriesea mexicana, 502 nucleotides long. RefSeq names its product mitochondrial ribosomal protein S16 (gene mRpS16). The record is from RefSeq and is a predicted model, not a curated record. The coding region runs from base 86 to 502 and encodes 138 amino acids. The transcript is spliced from 2 exons. Gene Ontology annotation, cellular component: mitochondrial small ribosomal subunit; ribosome. Gene Ontology annotation, biological process: mitochondrial translation. Gene Ontology annotation, molecular function: structural constituent of ribosome. Lineage: Eukaryota; Metazoa; Arthropoda; Insecta; Hymenoptera; Apidae.
UGAUAGUAUCAUAAUCGUGUGGCUGUAACGUGUUUUAAACUUAUAAGAAAGUAUACCUAUUUAGAAUAAUUCAAACGUUUAAAAAAUGCCACGAUUACCAUUACACCCUUCAUCUGGAACUGGAUAUAUUUCACGAUGGCAUAAAACAAUACGAUUUGUUCGUUAUGGAUGUGCCAAUAGACCUUUUUUUCAUAUUGUUGUUAUGAAUACUAAACAAGGACAGCAUAAACCUCCAAUUGAACAGCUAGGUUCCUAUGAUCCUAUGCCAAACAAAUAUAAUGAAAAAUUAGUUGCAUUGAAUUUCGAACGUAUACAAUAUUGGUUGGGUCAAGGUGUAUCAGUAUCAAAACCAAUAGCCAUAAUUUUUGGAAUUGCUGGUUUCUUUCCUAUACAUCCAAGAACAUAUAUGAAAGCAUGGAGGAAUCGAAAAAUUGCUAAAGAAACUGAAAUGAAUGAGAAGUUAGAGCCAGAAAUAGAAUCAAGAACAGAGACUACAAGUUAA